Sinocyclocheilus grahami is the source of this 2507-nucleotide messenger RNA. It is a transcript of the gene lrit2, whose product is annotated as leucine-rich repeat, immunoglobulin-like and transmembrane domains 2. Gene Ontology annotation, molecular function: protein binding. The transcript has 3 exons. The record is from RefSeq and is a predicted model, not a curated record. Bases 92 to 1777 code for a protein of 561 amino acids. Lineage: Eukaryota; Metazoa; Chordata; Actinopteri; Cypriniformes; Cyprinidae.
CGUCAAGGAUUACCGAUAAUAGGCUUUGCUCAGCUCUACCUGCAGUCAUGUCGUGAGCAGACACGGAGCGGAUACAACGUUAUAGGAGACUAUGGAUGCCUCGAUUAUAUUUCAUUUGAUUGUUUUCUUUCUUUUAUUAAGUCAUAUCAGCUCAGAGUGUUUUCCAGGAUGCUCCUGUGGGACUGACCGUUAUGGGAGGUCACUCACGUGUAUGGAAGCGCCACUAUCCGGCAUUCCUGAGGACAUACCGGAAGAUUUAACUAAAAUCCGAAUAGAGAAAUCACUGCUAAGUGAGCUACCAAAGGCAGCGUUUUCCCAUGUUAAGUUGCUAAAGCAUCUCUGGCUGAACUUCAAUGACAUCGCCAUCAUAAAUAUCAAAAGUCUGGAAGGUUUGGGCAACUUGACGGAGCUCCGGUUGCAGGGUAACAAACUGCGUUCAGUACCAUGGACAGCGUUUGAGGAAACCCCCAACCUUAAGAUCCUGGACCUGAAGCACAACCGCAUCGACGCCCUCCCGGAACACGCGCUAAAGUUUCUACCAGGCCUGACCUACUUAGAUCUAUCCUCUAAUCAACUCUCAGUCAUUUCUAAAGACGUUUUCAUGAACUGGCCUCUCUAUCACACUGAAAACAAACACGAGCGACCUACAGCGUCCAACGUUGUUCUGGCGCUUCACGACAACCCGUGGCUGUGCGACUGUCGUCUGGGAGGCUUCAUUGAGUUCAUCAAAUCUCUGAGUCCACCGUUCAUUCUAAUGAACUCAUAUUUGACAUGCUCUAGCCCCGAAUUCAAGGCAGGGAAAUUUUUCCACGAGGUCGAUCUAAAGACGUGUGUGAAGCCUGAGGUCAGCUCGCCAGACACCAACAUCACCGCGCCGUUAGGACGGAACAUCACGCUAACAUGCUUUGCCACGGCCAGACCUGAACCUGCUGUUCGGUGGAUAUAUGGUCUUAAGAUACUAAGAGGAUUUCGUGAGAUUCAGAGCCGUGUGGAUGAGGACACCAUCAAGUCUCAGCUGAUCCUUCCUUCGCUCCAUCCGGCCGAUCGAGGGCUUUACACCUGCACUGCCAACAACUUCAUCGGCAAUUCCUCCAUCAGUGUUUUACUGGAUGUGAAGUCUCUGGAAGGCUCAGUGUCUCAUUCCUCAGGCCUCCCUGCUGCCAUCGCCGAGGAAAAUGUUUACAUUGAUAUCCGUAUUGCCAAGCAGACAGUCUAUGGCAUCACAGUCGAGUGGCAUGCUGUGACAGACAAUCCAGCUGAAACCUGGUUCACCAUCCAUUUUGGCCGAUAUGACACACUCAAGAAGGAGCAGAUAUAUAUUGGGCCAGGCAUCAACACAUACUCUGUCACAGACCUGUUACCAGCCACUAAAUAUGAAAUCUGUGUUACUCUAAAAAACCAGGCUCCUCGGAAUGGCCAGUGCAUUGUAUUUGUGACAGGCAGUGAUUUCAAUGAGAUGGAACAGAGAGAGAAACUCAUUCAUAUUGUCAUCAUUGUACUUGCCAUGGUCCUCGCUGUGCCCGCGGGAAUGUACGCCUGCACCACCGAUGCCAAGUUCAACUGCUUUGAGCGUUGCACGGAGAUGUGGAGAAACAGGAGACAUUCGGAACGCUCUCCCACAUCUGAUGAGAGACAGGGCACGUUUGACAGUCUCCAAGCUGCCAGUGAUGAGGGCCUCUGCAAGGAGUCCAGCAAAGAGCAGAAAGCCAGACGAAGGUCUGCUGAGAAGAUACAGAAACCAAAGAAUGAACGAAGACCGACAGCUGAGCUUUACUGACACCACACUCUCAAAGACAGCUAUAGACUCAUUAAUACCCAUGAAAGGAUUCAGACAAGCCUCCAUUUAAUUACAUUGUGACAUUUAUCCAGCUUGAGUGGAGAUACGAGUAAAGUUAAUAUGCUUAUUAUGGAUGCCACAAUCUUCAGAAGAGAGUCUCAACUGGUCGAACUCAUGGAUCAGCUGCUGCUGGACAGGGUUUUCCAGACAAACUGGUAAAAUCCACGGAAUAAAAGCAAAGACCAUUAAUACACUGAAUCUCUGGUACAACUAUAUUUAGAAGAGAACAAAUGCACUUUGACAACUCGUGACAAUUAGUAGGGCUCAAAACAUAGAAAACAUUCAUAAUACAACUACUGUAUAUAAAAUAGAUUUUGAUCAGUUUAUUAUAUGUGGUUGAUGAUGAUAUUUUUAAUUAAAUGAUGAAUUAUUUUAGGUUGAGUUGCACUUGUAUGAUUGUUUAUGUAACAGAUUUAUUUUAAUGCACAUAAUACGAACACAGGAGGACAAAACAGAUUAAGAUUUUUUUUAUGCCUGUUCCAUAUCAUGUCGAUCCAACAGUGGACCCAAUACUUUACUUUUAAAAUAGACACAGGUGUCAGUUAGCAAGCACUUUGCAAACAAACUGAAAAUGUCAUAUGCAGACAAUGAAAACUGAACAAUGAGUGAUACAAGGCUGAAAUACACUGACCUUUAAAGGAACUUAAAAAAGUUGCUGUUUUGGAAAAUA